This is a messenger RNA of Truncatella angustata, 165 nucleotides long. RefSeq lists its product as uncharacterized. The record is from RefSeq and is a predicted model, not a curated record. The coding region runs from base 1 to 165 and encodes 54 amino acids. NCBI's taxonomy places the organism in Eukaryota, Fungi, Ascomycota, Sordariomycetes, Amphisphaeriales, Sporocadaceae. The transcript is spliced from 2 exons.
AUGGAAGCUUUUUUGGAGGAUGACCUACUAUAUUUCAUUCCCGAGGACGUAUCCACGACCCUAGAGAAGGUGAUCAAAUGCGCAGUUUAUCCCGACGAGGCACAGCUCGAUGCCAUUCUAAGCCAGAUUCUGGAUGCUCUUUCGCCCCAGAUCUUCCGCUUCUAA